This is a messenger RNA of Mizuhopecten yessoensis (Yesso scallop), 876 nucleotides long. Its product is annotated as acyl-coenzyme A thioesterase 13-like. Bases 179 to 520 code for a protein of 113 amino acids. The record is from RefSeq and is a predicted model, not a curated record. The transcript has 3 exons. Gene Ontology annotation, molecular function: fatty acyl-CoA hydrolase activity. NCBI's taxonomy places the organism in Eukaryota, Metazoa, Mollusca, Bivalvia, Pectinida, Pectinidae.
UAAAUAGUGGUUGAUAUCAGCGUUUCAAAAUUCGCUAAUCGUGCUUGAUUUUGUCCACAUUAGGAAAUCUCGACAAACACUUUUUGCUGUGAAAUUCUUUAAUGAAGCACAAUGAUAUGUGACACCAUUUUGACUUCGGACAUUUUAGUUACGUAUCGUAUCGGGAGGGGAUGGUAGUAUGGUGUGUGAAAUGGACGUGCUGCGGUCGGACAAGAACAGCCACGGAACCCUACACGGUGGGCUGAUCUGUACUUUGGCCGACACCGUGUCCUCUUGGGCUUUUCACGUGGUCGAGCGCACGCAAGUCAGCGUCAGUACCGACCUUCACGUCAUGUUUAUGAAGCCCGCGUUAGUUGGUACGACGAUUAUAAUAGAGGCUCGGACGGUCAAGCGUGGUAAAAAAAUGGUCUUCCUGGAGGUGACCAUCAAGGACAAAGAAAAGGGAUUCAUUGUCGCUAAAGUGAGCCACUCCAAGCUGAUACUAGAUGUCGGAACAAAGCUAGUCAAGAGUAACAUGUGAGGGUUCCCAUCUCAUCACAGAUCAGCAAUGUUAAGGGCUCCCAACUCAACAAAAAAUACAUUCCAGGGAAUCCUCAAUAGUCGAGAGAAGAAAUAUUUGAAAGAAUCCAAGCUUGCGAGAAGUAAUCUGUAUUUACAUGGUAUAUACCCUUUCUCGUGUGAAUUUAGAUUUGGGAGGAACCAAUUGCACGAGAAGUUGUUAUUCGAGAGGAUCCACUUUCCGGAGAAGUAAGAUAUAAGUGACGAUGGUCACGGACUGGCAUUAAUUGAUCUAUGUAAAUAAAGAAUAUUUAUACUACAGUUAAUGUUAUUGCAAUAGUGAAAUAUUAUUGUUAUACGCACGAAGAACAAUUAAAA